CUAAACGUUUCGGGUUUUCGACUACGCAGUUGUAAGCUAAAGGUAACAAAUACCGUGAGUUUCAUGUAGCAGUGAAUUGUGAUUCUUUCAUAACAGGAUCAGAUACUUCAUGCAAUAUAAAUAACCAAUCGCAUGAUGAUAAAUGUGAAAAUUCCACAUCUUUAAUUGUUGGAACGGAGAAAACAUCAGCAGCUAGUAAAAUUGAGAAACAAAAAGAGCUGCCAAACAUUUUACUACCAUUCAAAAAUGACAAAGGGCUUUAUGAUAACAACAAUUUAUUAGAUAAAGAGAUUAUUCAAGCACUAUCAUUAGCUGGUCCGUGCCAACCAGACAAGUCUGACUUGCCCGACAAUGAAUUCCCAAAAUCUAGUGAUAAUCGCCGAUUUAACUCCUCAUUUUAUUAUAUGAACAAUGAAAACGCUUUUAUGAACAAUGAUCGAAGUAAAUGGUUAUCAUAUUCUGUGACAAAAAAUACGCUUUCUGCUAUUGUUGUUGGUUAUUUGGAGAUGAAUCUACUAAACGAAGUGUAUGGUGCACCGGAUAUACAGAUUGGAAACAUUUGUCAAAAUCUGCCAAAGCCCACGGUCGAAGCAAAGCACAUCUUUCGAGCGCAAUAGCUGCUUCGUCUUUUCGUAAAAAGUUAGAUAUUCGGCACAAACUUGAUAACCAAAUUACCGAAGAAGCAAAGAAAUGGCGCACGCUUCUUAACAUUUUUUCGGAUACUGUCAGAACCUUAUCUGGUUUAGGACUUGCCUUACGAGGUCAUAGAGAGAACUUAUUGGAAGAUGAGAAUCCUGGAAUUUACUUAAGUGUUAUCAAGUUAAUUUCUAGACAUAAGCCAAUAUUGCAAGCUCAUAUUGAAUCUUCCGAGCGCGUAAAAUAUUUGAGUAAAACGAUUACUUUUGAAUUGCUCGAUAUAUUAGCAACAGAAACCUGUCAAGCAAUCGUCAACGAAUGUAAAAGUGCGAAAUUUUUUGCAUUAAUAGCCGACUCAACAACAGAUGUCGCUCACCUAGAUCAAAUGGCUGUUUUGGUAAGAUAUGUUGUGAUUAACAUAGAUAUUCCAAACUCUCCUAAAGUUGUAAUCAAAGAGAGUUUUCUGUGCUUUGUUCGAUUGAAAAAAGGAGAUGCAACCUCCAUUUGCAAUGAAAUCACAGCAAUCUUGUUUGAAAAAUUUAAUUUUGAGAAAAAAUAUCUGUGUGGUCAAAGCUAUGACGGUGCCCCUGUCAUGUCUGGGGGUAGCGGAGGUGUUCAAGUGAAAUUAAAAGAAUUUCUCGACGACGGCGAUGGAUCAUUUGUACCGUAUAUUCAUUGUCUCAGUCAUCAAAUGAACUUAGUUUUGAUUCAUGCAGCAGAAAAAAAUGCAAGUUCCUCAAUCAAAGUUUUUUUCGCUCACUCACAUCGACGAUGGGAAGAAAUUUUGAAACAGAGCGAAAGUUCAUCACGAACCUCUGACGAUUUUGGCAUCAAGCUUCUAAAAGAAUUAAAAAAGAAAUAUUUGGUUUAACUAAUAAAUCUGGAGAGG
This is a messenger RNA of Rhagoletis zephyria (snowberry fruit fly), 1525 nucleotides long. Its product is annotated as zinc finger MYM-type protein 1-like. The record is from RefSeq and is a predicted model, not a curated record. Lineage: Eukaryota; Metazoa; Arthropoda; Insecta; Diptera; Tephritidae.